AUGAAACUACCAUUUAAGUAUACGAGGUCGCAACUAGAGGUAUUCCGAUUCUCGUUCUGUUUACUGACUCCUAUAGCAGUCAUGUACUAUGUUGGUACAGACACAGACAGAAAGUUAAAUGUUCCAGGGUUUUGGCCAGAUCCAGAGACAACCAACAAGAUUCCAAAAGAACCAUAUGAAAUUAAGGCUGAAUUGGCUAGGAUGAAGAAAGAAAAGUUAGAAAAAAGAUUGCAAAUAGAAACUAAGUUACGUGAUGAAUACGGAAUUGAUAUUCAAGCAGAGAAACUACAGAUAAGAAAGGAAUUGGGUCUAGAUAAAUAA
Molecule: messenger RNA, 321 nt
Organism: Tetrapisispora phaffii CBS 4417
Lineage: Eukaryota; Fungi; Ascomycota; Saccharomycetes; Saccharomycetales; Saccharomycetaceae
Gene: PET100
Product: Pet100p
Exons: 1
Coding region: 1-321 (106 amino acids)
Biological process (GO): mitochondrial respiratory chain complex IV assembly
Cellular component (GO): mitochondrion; mitochondrial inner membrane
Source: RefSeq, a predicted model, not a curated record